Messenger RNA from Stegostoma tigrinum, 5624 nucleotides. RefSeq names its product phosphatase and actin regulator 2 (gene phactr2). The record is from RefSeq and is a predicted model, not a curated record. Gene Ontology annotation, biological process: actin cytoskeleton organization. NCBI's taxonomy places the organism in Eukaryota, Metazoa, Chordata, Chondrichthyes, Orectolobiformes, Stegostomatidae. Gene Ontology annotation, molecular function: actin binding. The transcript has 13 exons. The coding region runs from base 280 to 2067 and encodes 595 amino acids.
GAGCAGAAACAGACGGGGUGUAGAGGUUGGAGCAGAAAAAGGGUUGGGUUUGUGUACUAGGGAGAGAGAGAGACUGGAGUUGUGUAAGUUCUCAUUAACCUCAGUGUGAGAGCGAGGGGGAGUUAGAAAGCCUUUCUUUCGGGAGAAAGUGAAAAUGAAGCUGGGCAGUGUUGGUGGUUGGAGGAGCUGUGUUUUUCUGAUGUGUCUGGGGCAGUUCUGACGACCUGCCGACUUCAUGCGGGCGAGAAUAGCAAGGAGUCCUGUUGGAGCAGGAAGACUAUGGGGCAGACUUCAGUGUCGAGCUUCCCCGAGGCUGCGAGCGCCGAUGGACUGGAAAAGUACUCCAUCACAAACUCUGAAGGACUGCCCUCUGGAUCUGGGACGCCACCACUGAAGCGAAAAAGCAAGCUGGCAUCCAUUGGAAAAAUCUUCAAACCAUGGAAGUGGCGGAAAAAGAAAGCAAGCGAGAAGUUCCAGGAGACAUCUGCGUUGUUGGAAAGGAAGAUAUCAACGAGACAGAGUCGGGAAGAGCUGAUAAGGAGGGGAGUUCUCAAGGAGGCUGCUGAGCAGGAUGGAAAUGCUGAGACAACAUGCAGAAAUGGACACAUGAUACACGCUGUACCCAUCACAUUAGAACCAACAGCAGAGAGCACGACUGAAGCUGGUGCGACAAACCCAGUCCUUUCACUGCCAGACCCAGAAACACCAGAAGGCUGCCUUGUUUCUCAGGAAGCCCAGCCAUCACCGUUGCUGGUGCCCCAUCUCACUGUGUCCACUGUCAUCCCCACUGCUGCUGAAGAAGAUGAAGGUGUUAAACCAAGCCCCCAGCCUGUGUUGAAGUGCCUGGCUGUGCCUCCAAAACCAAUCUGCUGGAGCAAGAAUGCGGAGCACGAGGCCUGCAAUUUGAAAGUACUCCCCAGUUUGUUGUCAUCACCUCAUUCACCAUCACAGUUUCAUUCAGAGGUGAACACUGAUCAAGUCCAAGACCCGUCACACUUCCCAGGCACGGGGGACAUGCACAGGAGUUCUGGAAAACAUUCUGACUUUCCUACUCAACCUCAGUCUCUGCGACCGAGUCAAAGCGACUCCUUUGGGCUCCCAGAUAUAAUGCACCCGGUGCCAGAGCCUGGAGACCACGAUGAGAAGACAAAGGCCAGAACUGAAAAAUCGGAGAGAGCCGCUGAUCAACAGGUUGAUCAGCCUGACCUAUCCCAACAGCAGAGCGUUAAGAAGGGAGCUUCCCCCACUCUGCCUGGAAAGCCUGACGUUAAUGAUAGAGAAGGAAAUAUGUCUGACCUGCAGGCAGAGAAAGACCUGAGAGCAGCUGAAGAAGCAAAGAAGGGCAGUAGCUGUGAUGAAGUUGACAUAAGUGAGAAGUCAGAGACCGCUGCGAGCCCUCUCACCAAGAAGACCCACGUCCAGCUCGACAGUUCCUCCCUUGUCACUGUCAUUUCCAAUGUAGGCUAUCGGGAAUCUCUGGCGAGUGACUCUGAUUCUGACAGCUCGCUGCAAGACAAGAAUGAAUCUGAUGAAUCGGACGAAGACGAGGAAUGUUUAAACAGUGCUCUCGCCAAUAAGAUACGACGGAGAGACACGCUCGCUAUUAAACUCCGCAACCGACCGACCAAGCAGGAGCUGGAGGAAAAGAACAUCCUGCCCCGCAAAUCAGAUGAGGAACGGAUGGAACUGCGGCAGCAAAUUGGGACCAAACUCAUCAGGAGGCUGAGCCAAAGACCUUCACUGGAAGAACUGGAACAGAGGAACAUCUUAAGAUAUCGAAAUGAAGAGGAGGAACAUGAGGAGAGACUGGAGAUUAGGAGGAGGCUGACUCGCAAGCUUAGCCUCAGGCCGACAGUAGCAGAGUUACAAGCCCGGCGCAUUCUGCGUUUUAACGAGUAUGUAGAAGUGACAGAAGCCCAGGACUAUGACCGACGAGCUGACAAACCCUGGACCCGGCUGACACCUGCUGAUAAGGCUGCAAUACGGAAAGAAUUAAAUGAAUUCAAAAGCCGGGAAAUGGAAGUGCAUGAAGAAAGCCGACAUUUAACAAGGUUUCACCGGCCAUGAAGCAAGCAGCUCAGGGAGAGACACUGAAAUUGUCAAGGAUUGAAGACGGUGCGCGAGGCUACGCUGGAUGUGCUCUGUGCACCUUCCCUGUCGAGAAGCAGACGUUCAACAGAGGGCUGACCAUACAACAACAACAAAACCAUCUCUCUCUCACACACACAAAAAACCGAAGUUUUAAUAUCUAAGUAAUUUUUUAAAAGAUUCUUUCUCUGUGGAGGCAGGCUGGCUUCUUUUGUUGAGAUGGGAAUGGGAGAAAGAUGAAGACUGUGUUGAUUGGGGGGGGGGGGGCGUUGCUGAUGGUGACAGUAGGGGAGUGGAACGCUGACAGAGUUAAGAGGGACUUUUUUUUUAAAAAAGUUCCCAGCAAAUUUUGUUCACUCCUUGCUGCCAAUAUAUGUCAGGCAGGUGACCAAUCAGUACUGUGGUUCUUUGCUGUUGCAUUCUCCCGUGUCCAGAAUUAUGGUCCGGGUAUUGUCUCCCUGCCAUUGUUAAACAGCUCUCUGCUUUCCUCUCAUUUUGGAGGAGGCAAACUGAUUCUGUAAAGGGGAACCUAUUCCUUCAUGUAACUACAGCAAAUGACUGCUAUUAGCUGUUCAAAACUGUGCAGAAAGCUGUUCUGAUGGUAGCUCCAAACCAUACACAGCUCAUAUUCUGCAUAAAAAUACACAUUGGUCUAAGAAGCCUCUAGCAUGAGUGUCUGUGGUGUUACUGGUUCCUCCUCUUACCCCCAACCCUCUGCUAAUUUUCUAAGCCAGUAAUAUUUAUUUAUCGGGGGGUGGGUAAUAUGUGGUGACCGCUCUCGUUGCCAGUGUCUGUAAUAGAAGAAAAUCUCUAUUUUAUUUUACUGUGUGAAGUGGGGCCUUUUGAGAUGGGUGUGAACUAACUUGCUGAGUGAGAGGGAGGCCUGGGGCAGACAAGAGUGGAGAUGUUGAGGGCCAAGUCAGUGAUGGCAAUUCUUUCCCAUUGGGGAAAGGAGGAGAGCUGGAACUGGGAUGGUAGUAAAAGGCACCUAGGAUCUGUCUGCAUAUUUAAGUUGAAUGAUGGGGGAGACUGGCCUGGGUUCAAAUGGAUUAGAGCCAAUGGCCAUAGAUUUAUUUCUCCCCACCCAUUUUGCCCUCAACCCAACUUUCAUCACAGCUCCCUCUGCCUCUGAAAGUUGUUUGUUCAGUUGGCAAAGUGGAAAGGGGUUGGGAGCUAUCUGGGCAAGUCACCUUGCUCCUAAGGAGCAUUUGACAGUCUUUUGUGAUCUUAAAGGCACUUUGAAAAAAAAUGUAAACAUUUCCUCAUUGAUUUGCAAUGGCCCGACUGGUCACGUUUCGCCUCUGCCCUCGCUUCCCCGGGUGUCUGCACCCCCUGGCCAGGAUUACAGGGUAGCAAAUGAUGGUGACCUUUGAACUGGAAAUCGCCCCAUGCCUGGCUUUGAUCUAGGAAACAAAUUUGCGGAGCUGCCAUGUCAAUUGCUGAUCAGGAAGACAGUUAAUGAGCUAUAAUCACAGCUCACUGGGUAUUACUACAGGGUGGGGAGCUGGCUAUGUCCCACACCUUGGCAUUGUGCCAAAGCACCCUCUCAUCAUUGUUCAUCCAACUGACUUAAUUUCUCUUCAGUUCAACGAUUAGUGUUGCAGAUUUUAUCAAAAUGAAGGAGUGGGGAGAGAUGUGGUAUCAGCUUGUGUACUUUUGUGUUUCAGCUUGUGUUUGUUAUUUCUAAUCUUGGCGAAAGGAAUUGGAACUGAGAAGGACUGAUUAUUUUAUUUUCCCAAUUGGCUCGGGAUAUUCAGUAGUCCUUUUCUCAAAAAAAAUCUUGUUCCGUUCGGGAGUGACCAUGGGGUUUGUGGUUAGGCAGGAGGGACACAUGAAUAAAGGGAAAGGGCUGUGCUAACUGGGCUGAUUGUGGAGACUGCUCAGGACAACGUAUAUUUAGUUGUAGCAGGAUACUAGAGUUACAAAGGGGAUGGCAAUUUUCUCAUUGGGCAUUUGGCUACCCACUGUUGAAACGUGAGUUUUCUGUGAAUCAGUAGCAAGGGGAAUAAGAGUAAAUGAUUCGACAUCGUUGAAAGAGUGUAAACUGAUUGUGAAUUUAAAAUCCUUAUGUAAACUGAGCUGGAAAAGAGGCAAUAUUGGUACACAAUGAGGUUUGUACCCAGUUUGCUGCCAGAUGUUGAUACAUGAUGCUGUGUACAUCUAGUAUGCUGCCAGAUGUUGGUACAUGAUGCUGUGUACAUCUAGUAUGCUGCCAGAUGAACUGUCCUGUGUUGUACUACAUUAAGAGGUGCUUGUUUGGACCUGCCUCCAAUAUCUGCCACCCUUGUCCACGCCACCCCCAAUUAAAACCUAACCGUGGAAACGGUAACUCCCUUCUCCCCUGCCCUUGGCUACCCACUCCCCCCUCAUACUGCCAAGGAGACCCAUUCUGUCAUGGUUAUUAUUAUCCUCCUUCCCUGUAGGGGAGCAGCAUAGAGGAAUGACAGCAGCGUCCUGCCACAUCCCUGAGAGUGGGAUCUCUACCUUCUUCAUAAAGAGGUUUGAGAAGCAAAAUAAAAUGUAAGAGGAAACAAUCCUCCAGUUUAAUUUUUAAUGUUUUGCUUGCAGAAGUUUGCAGUCUACUCUGCAACAAUGAAAUAUGCUGCCCCUGCUCCAGUUUUGGUUUGAAGAUUUACUGAUCAACAUUUCUCUCAGCUGCAACUACUCCAACCUUAACCUUCUGGUUCUUGGGUCAGGUAGUGCAGUUGGCUGGCCAGCUGGUUUGUGAAGCCAACAGGAUGGGUUCAAUUCCCACACCCACUGAGGUUACCACGAAGGACUCUCCUUCUCAACUUCUUCCCUCCCCGAGGCGUGGUGACCCUAAGGGGAAAGCCACCACCAGCCGUUCCUCUCUAAUGAGAAUGUAGCCCAAUGUUCCUCUGACUUUACCACCCAAAUUAAACUCACAUUCAUUUGAGGCAGUGUUUCAGCCAAUAAGACUAGAUGGCGAUGUCUAAACAGAUGCUCCAGGAAAACCAGACAGGUUUUACUUUUUCGCAAAUUGUCCUGCGCAACAGACAAAACUGGCAGCUGCUAAAGAAACUUUAUUGUUCUCUUAAAUUUGUGCUGCCCUUCAUCUUAUAGACGGAGGGAUCACUAUGGUUGUACAACACCUGAAUGUAAAUUUGAUUUAUAAAUUCUAUUGGUUGUAAAUAACUGGAAAAAAAGAAUGUACGCUGUCUAGAAUCGGCAAUCGAUUCUACGAACUGUCUGUGUUUUAUUUUGUAAAGUGUUGCCAUAGAUAUAUUAUGUAUAUUUUCAAAACACAUCCCCAGGUCUCGCUUUUGUUUUAAAUGCUGUGUUUUGUUCCUGUAAUGUUUCUACAGCGAACCCAGGUUACUUGCGUAUGUUUCUGUGUUUUUAAAAGCUCCUAAAUUGUACAAUAAUCUCUUCUAUGAGUAUUUAAUGUGACAUUGUUAUUUAGUUAACUAUUGUUUCUCAUCAUUGAGCACAUUUCUGAAGUGCCUUAGUCACAUGGCUUAGCUGACUCAUUCUGUAACCUGUCAAAAUUUCUUUAAUAAAAGACCAUACGUGUU